UUCUGUAGCUGGGUUAAAGAGGAGAGGGAGGAUCGGGGCGCAGGAGGCACCCCAUCUUUCUCCUCCCUCCCUCUUCUCCACCUCCCAAAUUUGGCAGCCUUGUGUAGCUCCCGGUCUGGGGUCUGGAGGGUGGAGAGUGUGGGUGCGGGGGCCGGCUGGAGACGCUCUCGCUAGCGCUGCCUGUGGCCAAACCCGCCUCACGUCCCCUCUCGGCCGCACACGCGUCCACCGCCACUCGCGCGCUCGCUCGCGCUCUCGCCUGGCUAGGUCCCUCCUGCUCUCGCCCGUCUCCUUUUCCUUUUUUUUUUUUUUUUUUUUUGGUACCAUAGAGUCGCUCUGAAAACAGAAGAUAGAGGGAGUCUCGGAGCUCGCCAUCUCCGCCGAUCUCUACAUUGGGAAAAAAAACAUGGAGUCAGCUCCGGCAGCCCCCGACCCCGCCGCCAGCGAACCGGGCAGCAGCGGCUCGGAGGCGGCCGCGGGCUCCAGGGAGACCCCGCUGACCCAGGACACGGGCCGCAAGAGCGAGGCACCGGGCGCGGGGCGCAGGCAGAGCUAUGCGAGCUCCAGCCGAGGUGACUUUAUAAUCUCUAGGCACCGACAUGUCUCGCUGAAGUCAAGGAAGGAGAACUCACAAGCUAAAGUGUGUUUCACUGGUUUUAGAGAAACCUGAAGAACUGGACAAAGACGGAGGAAAGGCAGCCAGAUGUGAUCCUCAACUUGCAGAAGCGGAGAGCCUCUCUCAUCCCUUAGGAACCAUGGUAGUCACGGAUAGGAAUGAGCAGGUGAAAACCGAGCGGAUCCUGAAACACCCAGUCUCAGGGGAACCACGUAUGCUUAUCAGGCCUCAAACCUCUUAAAUAAACUGCAUCUCUUUCCAUUUUUAGUUUUCAGUCAGGAAACCAGUGGAUGAUGAAAAGGCCCUGAUAUAGUCUGUGCUCCACGGGGGCAUCCACAUGCCAAUGAUAUUCUCUCUAAAAGGGCAGGGCAGCUGGGAGGGUGAACUGCCCGUAACUCUCAAUUGCCCAGGUAACGAAGUAUGGAGAGCGCUAAGCCAGAAGAAAUAACUUGAUUCUUGUGAUGGCGCUCCGAGUGAGUUGGCUGACGUGACAUGUAUGGAACGGCUACGUUAUGUUAGCUCACUCUGGUUCUCUCUCCCACUUGGGGUGAGCACGCAUGGACAGAAUGUGGGAACCUGAGGAUUGUGUGCAGAGGAACCAAGAGCUUCACCCAGAUAGUAUAACAUUUCACAGUGUCAGAGAUGACAGCCAGAGAUUGGUGGGGUCCACUGAGAUUUCUCAAGACCCUACAGAGCUACUUGGAAAAUGGAAGCUAUGCUGAAAGAACUUCUGGAACAUUCUGAACCUUGCCUUUGGACCUGAGUGUGGGGCUGUACUUUAGACAUGGCAUGGAUACACAUUCCUCACGUUGCCACUACCCUUUUGUUAGGCAAAAUGGGAGGGUGAGAGGCUGUCCUGAGACCUCUCUAGUCCAGCUCCACCCCAGGGGUGAAUCAGAGGCACCUGCAAGCCUGGGAUCUGUCUGAGAUUAUAUCCCUAGGCAGCGGCAGUGAGGCUGUGACCAAAGCCCAGAUCUUCUGCUCUCUCAUCUCAUACCCCUUUCCACUCAUGUGCAGGUCCUCAGAAGUCCCUGGGGGGGGGGGGGAAUACCAAGUCCCUCCCCUCCAGGAAAAUUACCCUGAGGAUAUUUAAAUGAAUAUACAAGGUCAUCUAACCCGGUGUGAUUCUGUUAUGAAUUAAAGUACAUAUUUAUCUUUUAUUGCUUCAUUUAUUUAUAAUAAAACAUAUUUAUUUUAAUUAAAGUAGACAGUGAGUCUCAUGUUUUGAUUUCAUAGAAAGUCAAGUAUGGGAUGCAGAGUUGAGCAGCUGAUGCUGAGAGCCUGCUGGAGCGGGCACAGCGGUGCACGCAGUGAGCAGUGACUGCCCACGGAGGUCCUUCCUCAAGGCUGAGGUUCAGGCUGUGCACUUGAUGGAGGUGCUUCUAAGACCAGGUCUGCAAAUAGAAUAAAAUAAAACCUCAUCCCAGUAGAAAACUCUUUUCUCUUAAAAAUGAUUUCUGUGCUUAUUUAACCCACCGAGUCCAAUUGGUGCUGCUCAUACACGCAGGUCCACUGGCACGUGGGCAGCCUUUCAAUGGCCAUGUACCUAAAGGCAAGGGACUGUCCUUUGAAAGAGAGUGCGAGUGGAGUAUAGUAUAUGGGAGGGGUGGAAGGGAAGAAAGGGAAGAGGGAAAUGAUAUUAUAAUCUCAAAAAAAAAAACUCUUUAAAAAAUGUAGAAAGUGACUGUUUCUCUCCAGGCAGCCAUUAGCUGCCAACAGAUGCUCUGCUUCGGUUGGGGCCUUGCAAGUCCCUCCCUAUCCUGUGCUGGCAUUUUUGACUGGCUUGAUCUUGCAUGGGUCUUGUGCAGGUAACCACCGCUGUUGUGAGUUCUUGAGUGCAUUAGCAGUGUCAUGUCCAGAAGAGAGUGUUCGCAGCAUCGUCUCAUCUUCCUGCCUCAUGUUCCUGAGCCUUGUUGGGGGUGGAGGAUGGGGGCUAGGGGAGUAGGAAGGGGUGGGGGAACUGUGGGGUGUUUCUACCAUGGAAGAAAGUCUAUGAUUUAUUCCAAAUAAAAAUUAACAUCAUUCACUGCAGCCUACAGAGAAUUGUAUCAUUUUUUCUUUUGUAAAAAAAAGUUACAGUGCAUGAAUAUGCAUCUGUAUAUAUUGAAUGCAGUUGUGUCAAUAAAUGAACUUGGACCUACAAACUUUAAUGAAGUAAUAAAAUGAUCAGGUAUAGGUGUUGACAUUAUCUGGUUUUCUUUUUUCUUUAUUGAGGUUCCUGAAUCCUGAAUGUACAUUUAAAAAUUUUAAUUAAUUAAUUAAUUAAUUAAUAUCCCAACAUGAAUGUAUAAUUUUUAUAGUGGGAAAACAACUUUUUUUUUCUUCUAAAAAGAUGUUGUGUUAUGAAAUAGGGGGUGCGCUGAAGGGUAUAGUUCUGAACUCACAGUCUUCCAUAGCUUUCCAUGAUAUUUCAGAAUCAUUCAGGUUUGUUCCUCUAUGGAACAAGACAUUUUGAAGGUCACGUUGUAGGAAAGGGGCAUCCAGUCUGAUUUUAGGAGGGCUUAGGCUUGGGAAUUCCUUGGCCCUUGAAAUACUUGUGGUCUGAUGCCCAAUGGCAUAUGCACAUUCCAAGCCACUUUGAACGUGCACGAGCACGCGCGCGCACACACACACACACACACACACACACUCAUACUUGUGUGUGUACAAAUACACAUACAUACCUGGGUAUGCAUAAACAAGUACAUGUGAACAUGUACACGCGCACACACACAAAAGUAUUUUCACAUAAAGUAUUUGCAUUUAUCUCAACUUCACUGUUAUUUUUGUUUUCUUAAAAUGCACAUCAUGGCCCUGAGAAUUAGCUUCAUUGCAUAUUUAGGAGAUGUUCCUUAUAAAGAUCAAGAGACCAGUCCUGGGUGGGAGGUAGAGAGAGACGCUGCGGGGCCUUGGCAUGGGAUGGGAGGGGGAAAGGCCUUCACAGUAUCUCAAGUGGAGCUCCAGGUGCUGCUCAUUAUGAUCUGGGGGAGGACAAAUAAUAUAAUUACUCAUUAUUAUAAUCAUACCAUAUCCUGAUGCCAUUUUUAGCAUAUAUUUGUUAUUACCCGAUUACAUGUAUGAGUGCAUCUGCCUUAGACUGGCUCAGAAUACAAAUUCUGGGAUUCCCUCUGUGUGGCUUACAGCAGACAUGUGUGAGAACACAUGGUUGCAUUCCUUUUAUUUUAGGUGUAUGAAUGUUUUGUUUUGCAUGUGUAUCUGUACACCACAUUGUAUGUCUGGAGUCCAGAAUCUCAAAUCUUCUGGAACUAGAGUUACCGACAGCUGUGAUCUGCCACAUGGGUGCAGGGAAUUGAACCCAGGACCUCUACAAAAAGUGCUCAAUGCUCUUGACUACUGUUUCAUUUCCCCAGCCUCUGGCAUGGCAUUUCUUGAAUUCAACAAAUAUUUUCUAGGACCUUUCUCUGGGUCGGGCACUGUGCUGUGCUCUAAGCAGCCAGCAAGGGAUCUGGAUUCGUGCUUUGCUGACCUUUCCAUUCUGGUGCGAAUGCACCUCACUGUUACCUUAGACACUUCAGAUGAUAUCCCUCCUUGGCUUGUUUUGCCUGUUUGACCCCUAUGGCUUAUGUGCCUUUUCCUGUCCCCUCCUCCCACCCUUUCCCCUGUCUUGUGCUCUCAUCUCUUCUUCUCAGACCUUCUAUGGCCAGCAUAGAUCCAGAUAACACCCACCCUCUUACCCCAGAAGUUCCCACUAUCUCUGUUUGUCACAGAUACUGGUUGCAUGGAUCAAGGACUCCUUUAAACCCUCAUCGUGUGACCACUUCUCCCAGCUCCUUAAAGACUCUUCUUGUCUUUAAGACAUCAUCUCGUGUCAUGUCCUUUUUGUGAGCCUAUUCUCCACAUGACCAGAUGCACAGUUUAUAUUUUUACCUCUAUACAAUCUCUUAGGUAAAGUAGAUCCAUGUUUAUUGUGCAGAUGUUCUUUGCCCAGCUCGGUGCUUCUCAACUGCUCGUCCACCUUCAGUGUUCCUGGGCUUCGGGAAGGUUUGGAGCCAGCUGUCGUGGUUUGUGUUCCAUGCCUGUCUCUAUUGGAUCCAGUGUUUCCCUCCAUGCCGCCCUCAGGGCUAAUCCAGACCCCAUCAUUUCAGACCAAAAUUGCUCACAUUUUGGGAUCUAGCAUACGUACCUGGUUUGUCGUGAGCCUGGCAGAAGCGAGUGGCAGAGUGAAAGGUGCAGGUACGCCCUGUGCUGUGUGUCCUAAGUGAGUUCAUUAAGCUAAAAACUAGGGAGGGGGAUGCUUCUACCUUGGCUGCGGGGAUCAGUCCUGGUACUGCUCGCCAAGUGCCUCCCAGCAGUGCUCUGAUGACGGUGGUUAUGAUGGCUGACCCAGUGCUCCAACCCACCCGUCUCCUUCUUUCACUCAGGUCUUGAGCUUCCUUUGGGACUCAGGUCUUUGGCAUUUUCUGCUUGGUUCUGUGAAAUGAGCACGAAUCCCAGGGGCUUCAGUGAAGUUCCUGACAUGUCCUCAUGGCCAGUUCUCUUCCUGGGACUGGAUCUACCCCCUGUCUUUCAGCCGGGCCACCAUAGGCUGGAUCUGUAAGAAGGACAUGUGACUGGAGUUGAGCACCUUUUCCUAAUUGUCUCAUGGUACCUCUCAGACCUUCUGGGGGACCAUAAACAAGCCCAAUCCCACCGGUUUCCUCUCUGUAGCCCUGCUCUUCCCAUGGUUCCCACUGGCCUUUGCCCUGCUCCAGGCAUGCAGGCUGGGAUAGCUCCAUCUUUCCUACGGAUCAAACUCUGAUGCUUUCUCUUGCUUCAUUUCUCAUUGUUCCUCACCCUCCCUUCCCUUUUACUCACAGACUCAUCCCUGUCUGCAAGGGUUCUAUUCAACUUGUUCUUCUGUAAUGCUCCACUCUGGUGACUGACUGCUGAGUCUUUAAAUUGUGAUCUAAUAAUUUACGUGCACUUUGCAAGCAAUUCUUUCAGAGACUCCCAACCUGUUUGCAUUCCUGUUACAGUAGCACAGCUGAUAAGCAGGCAGCAGGAGAAAUAGUGAUGGGUACCACAGCGGCACUGGGGAAACUCAGGAAGGUAACACUAGCAGGAGCAGAGGGCAUGCCUCUGGAUUAUAGCAUCUUUUCUUGGAGAAUCAAUUCCACUUGCCAAGGGUCUUUAUUGAUUUUGCUUGUACUUGGACCAGGAUAGGUCAAAGUCAGAAGAGGAAGAGACAUGGCAUGCUCGAGGAAGUGAAGGGUGAUCAGAAUCCCGUCUUUCUGCCAGGAUGGUUUGCGGUUGAUACACUGCGUGGCUUUACAGACUUAAUUGGCACUGUGAUUAGGUAGCUUUAUUUCUUCAUUCAAACACAUUGGAAGCUGAUCCUAAUAUUCAGUGGUAAUGAAAAUAGAGUAACGCUGUAAUAACUGUUCCAUUGUAAAGCAAAUUACACCAUUAAGCAUCUCUUUUGUCUAAUUUGUGUUGGUGAUAGUAUAGGACCACACACCACACACACACACACACACACACACACACACACACAGGAUAGCUGAUAUUUAAGAAAUAAACUAGCAAAGAGAAGUCCUAUUCCAAAGAUAGAAUCAGGACCACACACACACACACACACACACACACACACACACACAUACACACACGUACCUGUAUACAUAUUUAUAUACCAACACAUACAGGCACAUGCAACAUGCAUACAUGUGAAGCAGACUGAGAACACAGUAGAUUGUACUGGCAUGCCCUGUUGCCUAUAAUGAACCUGAGCCCAGACAGAUGAUCUGUUAGAGCAGGCUAAGCUAGUGAUGGCACCAGCUCCUUUAUCUUUACUGUCACACCUGAGGACUUUGAUCCCCUGAGAUUCUCAGAAAUGUUGGUCAUUUUCCUUUGUCAUCUGUCCCUCCAAGGAAAGUGCCACAAUUUGUGUAGGACUAAGAUAGAAGCAUAUUUUUGUGCAUUAAGUCAUAGCGAAUCCUGAGAGCAGAAACAGGAUCCAGGGAGGCAGAAUUCAGUGUGAUUUCCCCAUUGGGACAUGCCAAUUAAAAGCCUAAGUGGGUAGGUUCCUGUGACUGUGUCCCUUAGUCACAGGGUCCUGGCUUUGCUGGUGGGGUCUGUGUAUUGGAGUGAACAUGGUUCCAGUACCUAGGCUGGUGUCUCUAGGGAGGUCUUAAAAACUUUCCUAUCUGUGUAUACUCUGGGUUGCUGUCUCCAGGGCUUCCAUCUCUAAGGUCUAUGGAACCUAGAAGUUCUGGGUCACUAUACCCAGGAGCACUGAGAAGACUCUCACCUGCAUUCACACUAGGGAUUUUCUUUGACAGCAUGGUCAACUCUGCCCCCUGCUAAUCAGGCGCCCCAGAAAGACCUUAUCUGGAGAACAGAUUUUCAUGUAGUUUAGAACACAUUUAACUUUCAUAGAUAGAAUGCCUGCUCUCAUGACCACAUUGUUUGAAGAAAAUCUGCUUUAUAAACAACUGCACAGUACCUGUAUCUGAAAUCGAGAAUGUUGAUUUUUAAACUCCUGGAGGAUGUAAAUCAGAAGGAAGGCAACGUCAAUGCCUGGCAUCUGGAUUAAGAAUAUAGUUAGUGGAGAAAUUUAUUGCAAUCCUCCAUGAGAAGAUAUCAAUAUCAUCAUGUGCCUAAUAAAAUGUUAUAAUGAAAAUUACCACAGAGCUUGACAACAUCUCUUUAUUAAUUGGCCUUUUCCGUGAUUAUUUUCUUAGUAGCAAAUGCACUCUGCUUUUCUGGCUCAUUAGUCAUAAUCCACAGUGAAUUCGCAGUUUGGUGUUCCAGCCAUGCUUGUCUUCCUUUGGGCUCAGUCCUUGUAGGGCGGGCUUGUAGAUUUUCUACAGAGGAUGGCCUCACAUCUCUGUGCCAUUUACUCCUGAACCCAUUGGGUUCCCUCAUGAUGCCAAAGACGGAACUGCAGCUCACAGUGAGAAGGGCAAAGGACAUAAACCCGAGGUCCAAGCAAAAGAACAUACUUAUUCUUUGAAAGCUUUGGAUUUUGUUUUAGACAGGAUACUGUAUAGCUCAGGUUGGCCUCAAUUUUGCUACUUAGCUGAGUUUGACUUUGAGCUCCUGGUCCUCUUGCUUCUACCUCUCCAGUAUAGAGGUUGCAAGUGCAUCCUACCACAUCCAGUUUAUGCAGGGCUGGGCAUUGAACCCAGGACUUCCUCUGUGUCAUAGACAGACCUUGUACCAACGGAGCAACAUCCCCAUUCUGAAAGCUUCAGAUAUUUCAAAGCGGUGUCACGGGUUGUCUUUUUGAUUCAUCAAGUGUUUAUUGAUCCUUGACUUUUUGCCAGGUCCCAAGUUGGUUAAUGAAGGAACAAAGGUGAAUUAUUGGGGGAAGUGAUGGGUGGGAAAGACACAUUAACUCAUUUUUUAAAAAAAAAUUCACAGAGAGGUCAAGGAACCCAUUAACAAAAUGUAACAGUGUGUACAGGAGAGAGAGAGAGAGAGAGAGAGAGAGAGAGAGAGAGAGAGAGAGAGAGAGAGAGAGAGAGCAGGUGGAAAAGAGCCAGAAAGAGUUUGCUGAUGUGGGUAAUGUACCUGGGCUUGAGGAAAAAUGGUGAGGGUUUUCUAGGUAACGUGAAAAAUUCUGCCAGGCUGAGAGGGUCACCGUGCUGACAACUCAUUGAUGUCAUGUGGAUGAGGUAUUGCUAGACUUCAGGAGGAGGAUGUUGGUGAGGAGCAGAAAGUAGGGACUGAGAAGGUGGGCUGGGGCUGACUGAGGCAUGCUGGGCCCUUUUCUCUAUCACGAACAUUGAAUAGAUGGAAUGUGUCUGAUUUCUUUCUGGUAGAUUCCUGAGGCAUAAGUCUGUGGAAAUGGAGAAUUGACCAUGCAGACCCCAGCCUAAUCAGAUACCCUCUGAGGCAAUUCUGCAGGGCCAGGACUUGGAGGCAGGAGGCAGGAGGCAGGAGGCAGGAGGCAGGAGGCAGGAGGCAGGACUUGGAGGCAGGAGGCAGGACUUGGAGGCAGGAGGCAGGAGGCAGGAGGCAGGAGGCAGGACUUGGAGGCAGGAGCGGGGAAUCUUAAGGUUGAAUUUCCCAAGUACAGGAUGGGGGUGGCGGUGGGGGAAUCAAGUGGAUUCUACAGGGAAGGGCUGCUGGGCCAGAGUUAUAGGCUGGGACAGUUCCAUGGCUUGAGGAUGAACAUGGAACAAGGGAUGUAUUCAAUUUGGAGUGGGAUACGUUGGAGGUGCCAGGGAAAUGGAUGACAAGCAGCUGGAAGAAAGGUUUAGCAGGGAGCAUGGAAUGGUUACAUAUGGGCUCAGAAAACAAAAGAGAACCCCAGGAAGAGCCUAGAACUUAGGUAAGCUAGGCUGGAGAUGAGAAGUGUAGCUCACUCUGCCAAUGGCUUUGGAAGGUUAAAUCUUUAUGACUAAGAGGUCUAGGGUCCAAAUGCAUGUGGCUGGCUGGGAAGUCGAAGAAUAUGUGCGUUUACAAAAGAGAGCAAAAGGUUUCUUUAACAUAUUGAAGAUUCGGGAGCUGGGGGGAGGCUGUAAAAGGCUCACAGAGCGAGCAUGAGGGACUGAGUUCUAAUCCCAGCAGCCACGUAAAACCUAUGUGUGGGAGUAGUAUCAUCCCCCAGUUUAAAUGAAUCUCUGAACUCUAGGUUCAGUGAGAGAGAGAGAUUGAGGAGGACUCCUGACUUCAGCCCCUGGCCUCCAUACCCACAUGCACAGGCAUAGACUCUACAUAUACAACCAAAACUCGAGUUCCUCCGUGCACUCGGAAACAGCCGGAAUGACUGGAAAGCCAGAGUCAGAGUCAAGCUGCCUUUGAGUUUCUUCUGCUUCGAUGGUGAUCCCUUCCUGAUUCCUAAUUGAUGAGUGAAGAAUUGCUGCCUCCCCGCCCCCACCCCCACCCCACUUCCUCCGACUUUCUCCACAGUCCAGCAUUGAUUUAUCCUGUCUCUAAAGGGAAUCUGCCUUCCACUUGGCAGAGCCUCAAGGCUGGAGAAGUGGGAUGAAUAGCAGCUUUGCAGAGGUCUCUGUGCUGCCCGGGGAGAAUGGCUGUGUGGGAGAGAAAGUUGAAAGGGGAGCCUGGGUAAGGGUGAGACCUUCAAAGGAUGGAGCUAGCCACGGGACACACUCAGUGGAAAUUUUUCUUUUAUGGUUGAUCCAAAAGAGAAAGGGAAACACAGAAGAGUGUGUUUGUCAGGGAGACAAUAUUGGGUGUGACUUUUACUGAGGUCUCCAUUGCUGUGUGGUUUGGACACCUACUCUUCUUUUAGGUCUGUCUGUCUCUGAGUGUGUGUGUGUGUGUGUGUGUGUGCGUGUGCGCGCGCACGCGCGCGCGUGUAUGCUCACAGACCAAAUGAAAACCCAGCUGUUGGUCCUAGUUUCUUUAAACAGGGCUAUCACUUACAGCUUGAGGCCAGCGCUGGGCUAGGCUAGCCCCAGUGAGAUCCAGGGACUCACCUGUCCUCACUUCCUCAUGUUGUGGUACAUGGCUCAUGCUGGCAUGAUAAGCACUUUACCAACGGAACCAUCAUCCCCACCUCUGUUUCCUAGGGUCUUUUAGGUGGGCAACAGCCUCUGGAAGUCCUGGCAGAAAGUUGGUCCUGGUCCCAGUCCCAGAAGUGUCUAAGAAAGUGUUGUGUGAUUAUCGGGGGGGGGGGGGCCUGUGGAGUUCAAACUGGCCAGACACUAAUUGGCUGACCUCACCUUAACUCUGGUUACUGCCAGGAGGGGGUUAGCCUUGUGCAGAGCCAUGACCUUCUGGAAUACACUAUUGUUUUCAAUGAGCUGUGACUGAAGGUCCUCCCAACCACAUCCACUAAUGUGUCACAGGAGUUACUUGUGUUAUCUCUGUGCUAUGAAAUGAGAGGCCUUUGCCCACAGUGUGCUAAGUAGAUUAAAGGAAAGCCUGUUUUGUAUGGUGUAGGGGAAAACCAGGCAGAUACCAGGGAAAUAGCACACGGGUGUUUGAUCUGACAGUGGGGAGGCCUUGGGAAGCCGGUGUCUUCUAAUACCUGAAAGCUGAGCUCUGGCUAGAGCUUUCUUCAAAGGGGUUUAUAUUUUAUCUGUUGGCACUGUGGGGAGAGGGUCUGCAGUGGGAGAUGGGGGAUAUCUGUCACUCCUUCCCCUUGCUGUUUUCUCCUCUGCCUUUUUAACUUUGCAGAAAGCCUCCAGGUCACGCACUAGACCCUGCUCAGGACAUCAGUGACCAAACAGUCCCCUUUUGUUAGGCCAGCGGUCUAUCUUUUUUUUUCCCUCUUGAAAGGUGCCCUUCAGGACAGCAGAGCCUUUCUUUGGGCUGUUUAUAAUUGAGCCCUGAGGAAACCUAAACAGAAUUCAGUCUCAGCCCAAGCCAAGUGCCUCCUUUGCCUAGCUAGACAAAGCUGACCCCUCGCAGGAUGCAAUCUCACCAGCUGGUCACCAGAGAAACACCUUGGGGGGCUCUCAGUGUGACUUUUGUCCCUGGCCACCAUCCCAUAAGUCACUGAAGGCUGAGGGCCAGGCCUUGGGGUGCUGAGACGCUCCGUGAGAAUUGUGGCUCUUGGUAAGGGAGGGUAGGCUCAGCUGUAUCUUAGAGGGUCCUGUGUCAGUUUGAGGAGCUCUGAGGAUUUCUGUUUGGAAGAGUCUCAGCGCUGGAAGGCAAGUUGUAUGCAGUGUAGAAAAGACCUCUUAUUUGUGGUUUAAACUUUUAAUUAAGUUCAAAUAUUUAUUUUCCCCUUCAGAAAAUGAUUUACUUACUAUUUACUUAUUGAUAUUAGCGGGGGUCUCAUUCUAGUUUAGGCUAGAUUGUAAUGUGCUUUGUGAUCUCAACUUUGUGGCAAUCCCCCUGCCUCAGCUUUUCAGUGCUGAUUACAGGUGUAAGUCACCACUCUCUGCUAUCUCCCCUCCUCUUCCUCCUCUUCCCCUUCAUCUUUCUCUAAGAUGAGAGUAUCUGUCGUUCUAGGCUCCAUCUCUUCACUUCCAGCAUAACUAUAGCUGCCUAUUUUCUCCCUAAAGCUAGGUAAAGUGGGUUAUUUGAGGAAAUUGGGGUUUGAUAACUUAGAGGUGGUGCAGUUUGGAGGUUACACUAUUUUCUUCUGUAAUAAUGGACGUGGGGUUAACCUCUGCAAUUUGCAGCAGAAUCUUUGUUUCCCACCCCACCCCCAAACAGUCCGAUUUAGUGUGUAGAUCAAAUCUCCUCACUGCUUCCUUCCUGUUCCGAAUUUUCUCCCCACAUUAGAUACGGACUAAAGGGUCCUUUGGGGUAGCUGAGGUGAGAGGUAGGUAGAACCAAAGCUUUGCCAGAGAAAUAGAAACUGGCCAGAAACCUUUUAAUCCCUCCACCCUGGAGCCUCUCUAGCAUACGAGACAGCUGAUAUAUUUAAAAUCCGAGCUUCUUCAUGUGUGGGUCACCGAAGCCCACUAUCCUUUGUUAGUCCUCUGGUCUUCCCAAACUUCCAGAGAAAGCAACAUUUGCUUUUUUUUUUUGAGGCAAUAUUUGCUUCAAAACCAUGGGGUCAAUCACCUGCCGGACCCUUUGAACAUACAAAUCCCCAGGAGAGGGGCAGUUUGAGGAGAGACAUCGUUUAGAGGCUGAGGUACAUUUUCAGAAGCUAGGGCCUGGUUUUAUGAUGGGGGAGUCGAACUAAAUAUGCAGUUCUAUUUUCAUUUUCACUCGGCGCUGAGGCGAAAGUGUCGGGAGAUAGACUGUGUGCAUAAAAAAGACAGUGCGAGACUAGCCUCUUACAAGAAGCAGAAUGAGGGACUCUGGGUAGUUCGAUCCCUAUUCCCGGCUAAUGUACCAGAUUGCCUUCCUCAGAAAGGACCCUUGUGCAUCCACUUAACCUGGGUGACUUUAGCAGAUUAUAGGAGAACUGCAGACCCAUAAAGGAGUUAUGUAGUUGACUAUGUCGGUUCCACGGCUAUAACAAAAUGCCUUAGGCUGGUAGUUGAAGUAACAUUGGUUUUCCGACUGUUCAGAUUUCAAGCUUCCUGGCUUGGCAAGAGCCAUGUCUUCUUUUAGCUGUCACGUGGUGGGAUGGGAACGGUGCUACCCUUCCUCUUAUUAUUUUUAUUUUUGUCCUCUGUGUGUCUGUUCAUAUGUGUGCAGACAUACAUGUACAUGUGUAUACCAUCCGGAAGUUCACCUCAGCUGUUAUUCCUUAUCAGCCAUCCACCUUGGUAUUUGAGACAGGGUCGGUCUCUCUCUCUCUCUCUCUCUCUCUCUCUCUCUCUCUCUCGUGUUCUUGAAUAAUCUAACCUGGCUGCUCAGGGAGCCCCAGGGGUCCACAGAUCUCUGCUUCCUCAGCCCAAUGAUUACACAGGUUCCACACUAUACCUAUUCUUUUAGUGGGCUUCUAGGGGGACUCAAACUUCAUGCCUGUGUGGCAACCACUUUACAAACUGGGCCAUCGCCACCCCCAGCCCUCCCUCCCACUUAUAAGAAUAGUGAUCCUUUUCUGACGGGCUCAAAGACCAUGGCUUCAUCUAGUUCUGUUUAAGUCUCAGGGACCCCAUUCACUAAUGCCUAUAGCUGUAACAUAGAUGUUUGUGGGGGGCUAGACCUUUAGGCCACAUCUUGGCCAGUUCUUAAAGUACAUACGCAUCAUUUUCAUGGGGAUUGAGUUGUUUCCAAAGUGUUGGUUCUUUCCUGCUUGUUUGUUCAAACAGCAGCAUAUUUUAUCAUUAUGAUCCCGUACCAUGUGAUAUCUGUCAGUGGAUCCCAAGCUACUUGAAGUUAGAUUAUCAUUUGUUUUAAAUUAGAGUUUGUGAUUUAUUUUUCAUUUUUUCCCCUGGUAAUUUGGUGACAAGUCCCCUUGUAUUCUGCCUAAUUGGGCUGCAUUUUAAUUUUGUGGCAAAUGGAGGUUCUGUUUUACAUUUCUGUUAGACUGACAAGCCCAAGACUGGAUCUGAAUUAGGGAGUUUGCAGUAGGACCGAUUGAAGCUGUGAGCCUCUUAGAAUUGGCUCAGCAUCUUAGAGUCUUCUCCCAUGCAUCUUUUAGGGUCAGGCAGGAGACUUCAGUAGAAGGCCCUGAGAGGACAAGAGACUGAAAUCUAGAAGCACCGAGGUAAGCUGAGAAUAACUAAACCAUGGGUUAUGCAGAGUGAGGAAUAUUCCAGAAACUUGUACCUUCGAUUCAGGCACAUCUGUUUGUGUCACUGGUGCCUUGGGUGUUGAGGUAACACAAAAUAGUAAAUGUUAAAGUCACCCAGGACAAUACUGGGACACCUGGGUUCCCAUCACAGCUUAGCUCUUUGUUGUAAGUGGCCCCAGUCGGUAUCCUCUCCCCAAGAGGCUCCACCUCUUUCUACAGUACAGAGAUAUGCAGAGGUCUGACUUCCUGAUCGCCUUGAUGUUCUGAGAUCCUGUGACAGACAUCCCGCUGACUGACUUACAGCACCAUUGAGCAUCGAUGCUUCCUUUCGAUAAUUGUUGGGGCACAAUUUGAAAUGACCCCCCUCUUGAGAGUGAAGUCAUGUUUUGGUAAGUUUUCAGGGUUUCACCUCUACCUCAGUAUACUUGGAUGUUCAUAUCCUGCCACUACCUCAGCCUACUUAGACAUUCAUAUCAUGCCAAGAUGGUACCUUGGCACGUCCCUUAUUACCUCUCCACGCCCCAGCCUGGCCUGUGACAACCGUUACUCUUCAUUUACUGUUUCUAGAAAUUUCACUGGAAUUGAAUUAUAUACAAUGUAGUCUUUGGAUCUGGCUGAUUUCACUGGCCAUAGUAUUUUUAGGACUCAUCGGUGCCAUAGAAUGUAUUAGUAUAGGUUGGAUAUCCUAUUUUUUUUAAAAGUCCCAAAUCUAGGUUUUUCAAAUUUUUAAAAUAUUCACGUAGACUUUACUGGCUAUUCAUCCUUCAUCCACAAGUUUCAGAUUUUCACAUUGGAGAUGCUGAACUUUUCCCUUUCUCUGAGUGACCGAUAGUCCAUGGAAUGAAUGCACCACAUUUUCUAAUCCCUCCAUAACUGCUGGGCUCCUUUUUCUUUGUGUUCCAUUCAGAGGUUCACCCAUUCUCGUGAUAGCCCUGUACACAUCUGCAAAGAACUCAUAAGAUGUCUUUUAGACAGAGUCAAGUCUUUUAUUCUAUGGCCUUCUCUUGUGAAAAAGACUAGAAUUUUGCAUUUUUUUAACUGUUUAAGACCUUUCACGGGCAUAGGCUAUGACACUUGGAUCGUCUAGAAUGUGGCUAGGUAGCUGUGCAGCUGUUGGUGUGUUUUGCAAUCAGGCUCCACUGUCAAUUUCAGGAAGGUUGAACAUAAUAGGUACUGUGGAUGUGCACCCAUAUGAAUAUGGUUGCAUAUGUGUAGUUUUUUGUUUGUUUAAGCAAUAUCUCCUGUAGCCCUGGCUGGCCAUCAACUCACCAUAUAGCUGGUGAUGUCCUGAAUCUUCUGAUUUCCCUAGCUCUACCUGCUGGGUACUGGGGUUACAGAUGUGCACAGCUGUGCCCCAUUUAUGUGCUUCUGUUCAUGCUAGACAAGCAGUGUACAAACUGAGCUACACCCCUGGCUCUGGAGGUAUAUACUGUAUACAUACACUAUGCAUGCAUGUAUAACAUGUUAUGUACUAUUUGUACACAGCACACACACAUACUCUCAUACACUUCCCAGCUGCAUAAGAGGAUUUACCCACCCCACCCCCCGUGGAAAGCAAGCACCAGUUGCAGUCUUAUUGAGCACGAUAAUUAUAAACAAUAUCAGUAAUAUCUUUGGGAUUUAGAAGUUGGACUGUUUCCUAUUCCCAGUGGUGGGAGCGUACUUUCGUAUGCUUUGUUUCGUCUCCUGGGAAAGCUUACUCUCGGUUGCAUCCAUGUGGGGGAAUGGAUGAGAGAUGGCCAAACCCAGGCAUUCUACAGUGAGCAUGAAUACCUCUCCGGGACUCCUCUGAGGCACUAGGACACUGUGGGUAGAGGUGGCUGUGUGCUGCCAGGCUGCCCAGAGGACCAGGCAUGAUUGCACCUUGGUUUUUUUCUCUCCCAUAGUUUGAAAGUGGGAACCUUUUCUUCUCUCUGUCAGGAAGGAACUCAUUAGAAGAGAUAUGCUGGGCCGGGGUGGGGGGUGGGGAAGCACUGUUUGCUGUGAGAGGAGGAGGGAGAAGCUCGGUGUCCUCUCUCAGUUGUGAGCAUAUCAUCAGAGCACAACAGUGGGAAGAGCAGGAGGAAGAGGAGGAGGAGGAGGAGGAGGAGGAGGAGGAGGAGGAGGAGGAGGAGUGUAGGAGCCUGUGUCUGACUGGGGAAACCCUGAGGAUGGCUGUCUUGAACUGAUAUCAUGUUUUCCAGGCAUGCUUGCUUACAUGGUGUUGGCUUAUGCUUCAUAAUAUUAGUGAAUAUGGUAGCAUCCACAGCCCCGCUUGACACUGUUGCUGAAGGUCCUACACACACACACACACACACACACACACACACACACACACACACUAUAUUUUGUAUAGUACCUCUGGACUGUGGUGUCUUCACUCCUAUGCCCUGUGGGCACUGCACAAGGGGCCAAGGUUCCUCAGAUGAACUCACAUGCUGUCCUCACAUGUGCUCCAUGUUUAGAAAAGCAAUUGCUCUUUAGUUGAGAGUGUGACCUGAGCUCUGAUAGGGUCCCAUUCUUACGAUGGCCCACUUAUUCCUCCUUCACUUUAUCGUAGGGACUUGGAACUCUGAGCACAGUCCUUCCGGCUCUGUCUGUGUUCCUAGGAGGCAGGGUUGUAAUCUCUGUAUUGCAGGUAAAAGACCGAGGACCUGGGGAACUGGCUAAUCUGAACUGAGACUACUGCUCAGAGUUCUUACCGUACCAUCUACUCUAUCCCCUUCUGUUGAGAGUCCCGGGUGUUUCUACACGAUAGCCCCAGUCUCCCAGCUUCCUUUCCAUCUGUUUAUUUCUUUCUUCACUUUUAGAGGCAGAAGGCAGCCGUGUGGACAAGCAGCUCCCUGGAGCUGUACAGUGUGCAGCAGAGUCACCUACCCACAGCUGCUCCUGAAGAUCAUUCCACUACUCUCUCUUUCCCCUCGCUGUUCUGGUGGCAGCUUCUCCAUCUUUCCGGAGGCCGACUUCCCCUUCAUCCCCUAGGUCUCCUGUUGUUCUUCCCUGGCCUGAAAUGUCUCCUGCCAAGGAGCUGCAUGAGACUUAACUCUCUUCCUCGUUGUCUUGGGGGACUUCUGGCCACCUAGAUAAAGCAUGACUCUGGCCUUGCAGGAGAGAUCCUUGCAUACCUUCUAACAAGUCAUUGAAUAGAAUGUUGAGAACAGCCUGUGAUUGUGGCUUUGCGGAUGCUUGCGCUGUGGGCUCUGAAUAUUAAAGAUAUGAACACGGGGCCUGCAUCCCCAGAACCGCCCCAGCUGCUGAGUGCCAGGCAGCCCCACCAGGAGCUGUUAACAGAGAAGUUGCUGAACUUGGCUUUGGCGUUGGCAUGGCUUUAUUCGGCCAGACUCUCUGAGCUUGCCGCUCCUUUCUGGAAGGGCAGGAUAACUAGCAAACACCCAUCUCUGGUGAGGCACAGUGGUAUUCUGGGGACAGGAUUUGGCCCAGUGGAGGCUGAAGACUACCAGAGCAGUAACAGUGCUGACUGGCACACUAAAGCUUUUAGAUUGAAAAGCCGGGACAGAAUGUUCAACUGGAGCCGGGGACUUUUCUAUUCCUACUUCGGCUCUGCUGUUAAGCCUUGGGACUGAUUGGAAAAAUGCUCACUGCGGGAUUUGGCGAGCCAGGAUUUUAUGGGUAUUUUUCUUAGAUUUACUCAGGCAUAGUCAGUCACUCUUGCUGUCCCUCUCAGUGUGCAAAGGACUGAAGGCUGUUCAUCUCUCCUCACUGAGGAGCUCUGGGGUACCUCAUAGAACAUUGCUCUCCUCACUGACAUACUGAUGUGGACACCCUUGCCAAAGUGCUCUUGGCAAACGCAGAUCUCAUGGAUCUCCACUUUGCUCAAAGCCCUGCAUUGGGGCUGGGGCUGGGGCUGGGGCUGGGGCUGGGGCUGGGGCUGGGGCUGGGGCUGGGGCUGAGGCUGGGGCUGAGGCUGGGCUGGGGCUGGGGCUGGGGCUGGGGCUGGGGCUGGGACUCGAGUUGAAUUCUUAGAGCACUUGGCUACUAUGCAGGAGGAGUCCUUGGGUUUGUGUGGUAGUACAACAUAAAUCACAACAUAAAUCAGGACUGGCGACACAAACCUGUAGUCCUAGUACUCUGGGAGUGGAGGCAGGAGAAUAAGAAGCUCAAAUACAGCCAUCUUCAGCUACAUAGCAAGUUUGAGAUUAUCCUGGAAUAUGCAAGCUCUACUGCCCCCUCUAUGUGUAUUUGUCUAUCUGUCUUUGUCUGUCUCUGUCUGUCUGUCUGACUGUCUGUCUCUGUCUCGGUCUCUGUCUCUCUGUCUCUGUCUCUCUCUGUCUCUCUCUAUCUCUCACACACACACAGUUACACAAAUAUGAUCCCAUCUAAUCUAGGCUCUUCACCAUGGCCUGUCUCACCAGCUCUCCUCAUUGGCUACAUUAUAUCUGCACCUCACAUGCACCAUGCCUCCCCAUCUCCCAUGCUUUACCAUACCUUCUUGCCACCCCCAAUCUUAAUAAGCAUUUAUGCUAUGCUUCCCGAGUGCCAGGGACUUUGCGUCCUGUGGGGCCAACAGCACACGUGAAUACCUGGCCUUAGCAUUCAAGAGUUCAUGCUUCCCCAGGCUUGUAACUGUCUAAUGGUGCUCAGCUGGAUUCUGCUGCUUUUAGUGCACUUCUCACCUGGGUCAAAUAUAAUUCCCAUCUCCUUCAUUUCACCAGUAACUUUCCUGAAUCUGCUGUCAAAUUGAAAGCAGAGAAAUCCCUACCUAGCACACAGUAGGUGCUCAAUAAAAGCCGGUGGAAGAAAUGAAUAAAGGCUACUUUUAACACUAAAGGGCACAGUGGAAAAAACAAACAAACAUGUCUUCUUUAGGCAAUCAUUUUGAACAACAUUCAUUGCCUUUUAUGAAGAGCCUAACAGUGGCCCUUGCCCAGCAGGCGGCACCCGCUGUUGUGGGUGACGAGUUUACUAUCAGUCACACUGUCAAUCCUAUGAAGCUUCAUUUGUCUUCCUGCUUGCUUUUAUGAUUGUUCUGCAGGGUCACCAUGAUAUAUUUAGGAUGAAUUUUAUGUAUUCCGUUCAGGAUUUGAUAUGCUUAUCCAUUCUGAUAGCACCCACUCUCCUCUUAAUCUGGAAAAUUCUUAGAUGUAGCCUCUUUCUCUUCUUCUGAAACUCCAGUUAGCUAUGUAAAAAUCCUAUUUAACUCCUCUUUCAUUUACACACACACACACACACACACACACACACACACACACUGCUAACCUCUGCUUUGCUAUAUUGUUUAUUCUGGGUGCUUUCUUUGGUUCUCUGUCUGAACCCAGUCAUUUUUAUUUAAUCUAAGGUUUAAACUGACUGUUGGGAUUUUGUAGAUGAUCAUUUAAUAUCCAUGCACUGAAGGGUCAAUGCAAUUUAUACAUGAAUGCACUAAUAUGGAUGCCAGCCUGCUCCAAGAUAGAGGACUUGAGUGGAGGGUGCUGUUUGGUGGAGGAAUACCUGACUGAUCUACAGAAAGCCAGGAGCAAUCUCAGCAUUGAAAAACAGAGAAAGAAACAACUCCAGCUACCGUGAACAGCUUCCGGUUACAAGUCACACACGCGGAGAGUGUGACAAAUGUAGUCUUUUGUGUCAUAUCUUAAAUAGCUCUAAAUCUGUAUUUGGUUUUCUUUCCUGUCAAUAGAAUUGAACCCAGAACUAGACCGCUGACCUAUAGCUCCAUGCCCAAUAUUCAUUUUCACUAGGUUUAUCUUUCAAGUUUUGUCUUAACAUUUUAUCAUUUCACUCUGUUUUGCUUUUUAUUUUCAAAACUCUCCUAAAUAAUUACAGACUCGCAUAUUUUGUAAAGCCCCAAUGCUCACAUCAUCCUGUGUCAGGUUCUUUGGCCCUGGUGUGGGUGACUGUCUACUCUGGGCUCACUUCUUAUGCAGUUUUAAUUUUGGAUUGCAUAUUCAUCAGAAUUCUGUGUAUCUUGGGUUGGUGAAAAGUUCCCUGUCCUGUGGUAUAAGGGUAGUGUAUAUCCCACGUCUGGAUAUGACUGAAGUACCUAAUGUGCAUAUUUGGGUAAUCAUGAAGUGGACUCAUUCUGUUUUGAGUUAAGUGCAUCGUUUCUCAUUUUUGACUGAGAAGGCGCAAUAGUCUCCUGGACCUCAUCAGAAAUGUGAUAAGCAGGCAUCAUCUGACCCUUCAGCUCACUCAGGAAUACUCCCUCAAAAGACCUUAUGUAGUGGCAUGAGACAGUUUAGACUGGAAACUCUUCACCCAGUCACCAACAUGGGAUGGAGUCAGGCUCACUGAGAUGCCUGGAGGCUCUCAGAACAGCCCUGUUCCCACUCACUUAGUUUUGCUUGCAGUCAAGUUGCAUAGCACAGGGUCUUGGUUGCAGGAAGAUCUCUGUAGAGUUCUCAGACGCGCCCUCUCAGCUUUUCCAUAAACCCUGGCUACAAUGUGAUGGAAGAAGCAGCCUGAUGUUAACAUUUGCUUAUUUUCACAUGUAUCUGCAUGCAUAUGUGUGUAUGUGUCCAUGUGUGUGCUCUUGCUUGUGGAAGCUAGAGGACCUUACCUUCCUUCCUUCCCCUCCCUCCUUCCUUCUUUGUUUCCUUCCUUCUUUCCCCUAUCUCCAUCCCUCCUUUCCUUUCUCCCUUUCAUCUUUUCUUUUUUUUGAGACAGGGUCUCUCAUUGGCCUGGCACCCCACAAGUAGGCUAGGCUGGCUGACUAUUGAGUGGACAGCGAGUUUUGGGGUACUCCCGUCUGCCUCUGCAGCAACAGGAUUAUAAGAGUCCUCCAUUGUGUCUUUUUCUUUUCUUUUUUCUUUUUUAAAUGUGAGUUCUCAUUAUCUCAAGCUCUCAUUAUUGACUGAUCUUCCACCCCAGCCCUUAAUACUUUACUUUUAAACAAGCAACAGAAUGGCAGAUGUGCCCAGAAGUGCCUUGAGCUGUAGACCUCACAGCAUUUGAUACUCGGGGUCAGUGGGUUGUGACCCUACCUGGGCACUAGGUCCGAUCUGCAGUAACCAGCAUCCUUUGUGUUUGUGUGAGCCGCUUUCAAGAUGUGCCUCCUCUUUCCAUACAAAAACCCAACUGUGAGACACGAAGACAGCCCUGAAGGUAACAAUCCCUGUGACGGAUUGUUGGGGAAAAGUCAUUUCUGUGGCACUCGAUUGCAGGGACAAAAAUUACAAAGUCUUGCAUUUGUUAAGACAAGUCGGUUUCUGCUUUCUGGUCUCCAAAUACACUUUGCAUUUUUCUUUUCCCUGGGACCGUCAAUUUAAUUCAGGAAUGAUCUAAUUAUGAGGCUGUGAAUCGGAUUCUCUGGAUGGUAAGUGUGGAGUACCCUGGGAGAAGUCCUGGCAGAUGGUUAGUUCAGAGUGAAUUUACCUUGGGACUGGGGCUUUAGACUGACAGCUUUUUUCACUCAAUUAAGUGCAACAACUGCCAAAAGGACAGCAUUGAACUUGAUGCAAAUCACCACUGUCGCUGGCGCUGAUAGAGUUGAAGCUGGGUCCCAAGUCAGCUGAACUGGGGUGUUUGAAGGCACCACAUGGUGAAGGGGAAACAAAGCCUAGUGGUGCAGAGAGAGGAAGAAGAAGAGGAAGAAGAGAAGGGGGAGGAUGAGGGGGAGAAGGAGGAGGGAGGAGGAAAGGGGGGGAGGAGGGGAGAGGAGGAGGAGGAACAGGAAGGGGAGGAGGGAGGAGGAGGAGGGGGAGGAGGGAAGAGGCAGCUCCUCGUUGCAAAUGUAGGUAUUUGUUUCCUUUUCCAGGUCAGCUGCUUUAUUUAGGGCCUCUAUUUCAGUUUGCUGUCUGUCUGUGAUUCAUUAGGUAUAUCUCCUGCAGUUUGCAUCUGUUCUGGGCGUCACAUAUCCUGCAGUGACUCUGUGUUCCAGAAAGUUAACGUAUUGCUCUCUUUUUUUGGGGGGGUAUGAGAUGACCCUACUCUGCACGCCUAUGCUCGCCCAGAGGACCUCCCAAUCGGAAGAAGACAGAGACCUUCUCAGCACAUAUGCACUUCUGUUAUUAGGGAGGCCCCCGUCCCACCCCCGUGCCCUGCAGCUUUCUAGGCCAGUGUUCAGAAAGCCCUUUACACUCGGAGCACCUCUGCCUGGUAGAGUUGACAGACUCUAAUCCUUGUCACACUGCAUAAGCCUGCCUGCCUUGGGUCUCUUUUUAUUCCUCAAAGCUUUUCCUCAUGUCCACUGAGUUGGUAAAGUGCCUGCUACACAAGCAUAGGGCCCUGAGGUCAAUCUCCUGUGCCCAGGUUCAAACAACCAAGUACGGCAGUUAAUGCUUAGAAUCCAAGUUUACCGGGGGCAGAGGCAAGCAGGUUCCUAAAGCUUGCUAGUUAGCCACCUUUUCCUAUCAGUGCUCUCCAGGGUACUGAGAGACUCCAUCUCAAAAAAAAAAAAAGAAGCGAUAUGCUUCUGAGGGGGGACCUCCAGAGUUGACCUUUGGCUUACACAUGCAUGCAUACACACACACAUAAUCAUACAUGAACAGAUAUGAACACACACUCUAGCACAUACAUAAAAAAGGAAGACAAGGCGGGAAGAUAGGUUUCCCUUCUUUCCUUGGUCCCUGCUUCUCCCAGCUUACUGCUGGAAUUCUGUGGUGGCUAAGGGCAGGACCAAAGAGACUGCUUUUUGAACGGUGUGAGAGUGCAGAGCUUCAUAGCAUCUGUAAUUCCGACCAGUUGCGGCUACCCAGGGUAGGUCCUUCUGGGAUUCCUCUGCUCCACCCACCCCAGGCUAUCAUCAGCCUUUGCUUAGGGUGGCCAAAGCCCAGCAGCUCUGCACCAUUCAACCUCUGCUGCUUUUUCUGUUUGACAAGCCUGGGAGAGCGGAGCCUGAAAUCCCUCAGUCAGGUACAGGCCAUUGUCAGCUUGUUAUCAGUUUCCUGAUUCCCUGUGUAAGCAGUUUUGAUAAUCCCUGUCAUACAUGAUUACGUCCCUCCCCUGCCUGGGACAUCUCACUGUAAUUGCUUUGAUAAACUCCACCUCAGUCCAGUAGUUUGCUCGGAAUACACUUUUACCUUCUGUCUGUGUGACUAAGAUGCUUCUGAACUGCUCUGCUCCUGGGGAAAAUCAGGCUUUGAGCACGAGGCCCUUAGCAACAGAGGCCAAUCACCCAGGCAGCAGCACUGGCUGGGGGGCCUGGAGGAGGGGCAGGAGCUGGGGACUCCAGCUAAGCUCCAGGGGUCCCAAGGCGGUUUUUCUUUCUUCAGCUGCUUGGGGGACUAAAAUUGUCAGUUUCUGUGUGUAGCAUUUUCAGGAUUCGGAGAACAUUUUUCUUAUGCAUGUUCAUCUGGUUUCUGGAGCCAUUUGACUCACUCUUUUAUAACAUUUAAAAAAUUAACAAUGUGUGUGUGUGUGUGUGUGUGUGUGUGCGCACACACACAUGUAUGUGCAUGUGUGGAGGUCAGAGGUCUUUGAUCAUCCUCCAUCUUAAUUUUUUCAGAGUCUCUUACUGAACUCACCAUUUUCUAGCUGUUGAGCCCCCAAGUAUCUUCUGUUUCCUCCCUCAGCAAUGGAAUUACAGGUUUCCAGCUUUUUGCUUGUGUGCCGGGCAUUGAACACAGGUCUUUACACUUUUCACGACAAACACUUUUUACCAACCCAGUGAGCCAUCUCUCCAGCCUUGAAACCUAUUCCUUUAAAAGGAAUGACCUUUCUGGUUCCUUAAUCCUUGUUGCUAUCCUCUUUACAUAAAAUCCGGAUAUUUUGCUCAUCACUCACCCCUCCCCCACAUUUAUACUAAUUUUAAAACUAGUACACUAGAAUGUUGUAUAUCUUGACUUUUGAUAUUUUUUGGGGGGGUGGGGGUGGGCAUCCCCUGAGAUGGUGUGCCUGAGACAGUCUCCCUGCUCACUCUCUCCUAAUCUGUUCCUGAUACAUUUGCUGCGUUUACAAAACAAGGUGCCGAGUGUUUGAAAUGCUCUGGGUCAUUUGAACACCUCUUCAACGCUAUUCUCAUUCCUGCAUAUUCUAUCUCCUCCUUGCAGAGAGGAAAAGCCACUCUUUCAACUGUCAGGCCUCCCUUGGCCUCACUGGAGGUCUUCCCUUUAGUGAGUGGUGUGGGAUUCUUUGUUGAUUAAGCCCCUCCCUGUAGGAUAAAAGAUAUGCAUACACUUCCUACUCUUAGGAACUAACUUUGUUCCUUGUCCAGUGACCAGGGGCACCUGCUUCACAGUGAGUUCUGCUGCAUAGGCCAGAGUCUGGGUGAUGUGGUCCACUGGACUGAUAGUUUUUGAUAUCUUGACACUUUUCUGGGAAUGUCUUCCAUUGACCUUAUCUGGCAGAAUCUAUUAGAGAGGGGUGUCUGCCUACAUGGGUGUUCCCUGCCUUUAAUGGAUUUGCUGGUGAUAGCAGAGGGAGGGAAGUCAGUGCACUCUACAAAUCAGAGAUGCAGAGGGGGAGAAGACCUCCUCUGUGCCUGUAGCCAUUGUGUUGGUACCCAGGGCAUGGUCCUGCGCCUGCCAACUUUCUCCAUGCCACUGGAGCAAUAGAGCCCUUGCAUAGAUCUCUCUCUCUUUCUCUCUCUCUUUCUCUCUCUCUCUCUCUCUCUCUCUCUCUCUCUCUCUCUCUCUCUCUCUCUCUCUCCCUCUCUCUCUCUCUCUCUCUCUGCAAAGCAACCUGUUAUUAAAGCCUCCCCCUGAUUCUAGGUUUCAGCGCCUUCCUUCCGAGGCACAUUAGGUUCCCUAAGUGCCUUUAUUGCCAUGCAGAGAGAGGGAGAAUGCAGACAGCUUUGUAAUUGAACAACCAUGUUCCUGUCAGUUUUCAUUGUUUUCAAACUGGCUAUUAUGGGGAGGGGGUGGCGGAUGCCCCAGUGUGGCCCAGGAAAGCUGUUCUGGGCUGCUGCAUAAACUCCCCAAGUCGGUGUUCUCUGUGGUCCACGGGGCACUAUGUCUUUAAAUUCUCUUUAGUUGUUAAAGCUCUGCUCUGGCAAGGAAGCUCUGCCUUCAACCUGCAGAGUUAAAUUUACCCAGACUGACAACUGUAUGCGCAACGUUUGGUUACAUAACAGCAGUGGUUGCUUUCUGCACAGUGCUAAUCCCAACACCACGCUUAACCCCCCCCCCCCCCAAGAAAGCAGUCUUCCAUCCGGCAGGCUGCACGGAUGACUGGAUGUUGUGCCAUUAUUUUCUUUUUUUCCUCUUUUCUUCUCCUUCUUCUUAAAACACUGUAACAAUUAUCCUAUUAUCUCAAUGCUGGUGCCAUUAGGUGACUUUUUAAUAUCUUAAUUAUUAGGUUAGCAGAUGCUGUGUGCACACGUGCAAUUUGUUAAUUUAUGCUGCUGGAAAUGAAAUCCAGUUGUUUGCGGCGGCAUAUUUCAUAAUAUCACGGCCAAAUGAAUUUUCAUGGCGCUGGAAUAACUAAGUUGCUGGGAGGGAAAGUGUACACAUUAUUUCUAGGACCCUUUGCUAGCAUCUUGGUUCUCAUGGGUCCUACCUUACAGGUAUGCACCUGAGGCUAGCGGCUGUUAAGAAUGGGCAGAAACCUUACGAGCCACUGGAAGUGGGGGUUGAAGGCUUUCCAAAUUGGAGUGUCUGCUUUCCUUGUUGCUGAGGGGAAAUAUCUGACCAGAAGCAACUGAUGGGAGGAAGGCUUUAUUCUGGCUUACAGUUUGAGGGGAUUUUUACAUCAGAGCAUUGGGACCAGAAGGUAGGAGGUCACAUGACAAUGACAGUAAACAAAGCAGAGAUCAAUCAGGAAAUAGGGCCAAGGUAUAAAGUCUCAAGGCCUUCUCCCAGUAACCUGCUUCCUUCAGAAAGACUCUACCUUCUAAAGUUUCCACAACUUUCUCAAAUGGGCAGCAACAGCCCGGGACCAAGUCUUCAAAGGCAAGAGCCUGCAGGGGACUUUCAAACCAGAACCCCAGUGCUUUGGGAAACCUGGCUUGUUGAGUGAGCUUCCUACCUGCUGAGCUAGGUUCACACAGAAGGCUCUGGUAGUCUGAGGCUUGGUGACUGAUAUUUUGAGCCUGCAGCUAUACCCAGUGUGUGUUGCCCCUUAGCCACUCAAGGAACCCCUAAACAGUUGUUACUGUAUGCAAGGUUGAAGAGACUGGGUAAGAAGACGUGGUUUGGGGUCAGAUUACGAUCUGAGUGGUGGAUUUUGGCCUACCCUCAGUGAGGCCUUAACCAGGUCAUUUUUUUUUAAUUUGGGGGUUCAGUUUCUACAAGUAGGUUAGACAUUUUUAUCUAAUGAUCUUGUUCAUCAAGAUGAAUUUUGCUCAACACAUAAUAGGAUUCUCAUUAAAUUCUCAGACCUCUUUGUGCUAAUAAUUUAGUGUCCUUGUGUGGGGUACCAAAACAUAUGUGACCUCAAUGGGUUGCAGCCUAGUGGAUAAGACCCCAAAAUCUUACACAGGUGAUGGUUACAUAACAGUUAAAUAAAGUUAUGAAGUCACAGUACCAGACAUGUCUAAGACUAUCAAUCUAUCUACGAGUUAAAAAGGGGAGGUGCCUCUAGUCACUAUUCUGAAGAGGUAGGCCUGUGUUUGUGUGUGUGUAUGUGUGUGUGUGUGUGUGUGUGUGUGUGUGUGUGUGUGAGAGAGAGAGAGAGAGAGAGAGAGAGAGAGAUAUGGGGGAAAGGAGAGAUGCUAGAGGCCAGUUGCUUAUUAAUGAAGCAAACUGCACAUAGAGACACAGAGAUUCAGGGACCCGAAGCCUGUUUGGGAAGCAAUGGGAAUAUGUAUUUGAGGAUGCUGGUGUGUGUUGGGGAACUUGUAGGUUAGGAGUUCCUAAGUUAGAUUGGAAUGCCAUUGUGGAUAACAAUCUUAGGCUAGGGAAAACUUGUCAGCAUCGAGAGAGAAAGUGGUUUAUAAGACCUUCAAACCUAUGGGGUAGGGCAGCAUGGCUCUGAGCCCUUGUUGUAAGGAGUAGACCUCUAGUGGUCAAGGGAGUUACUGCAGGGCUUGAUAGAAGAUAUUUGCUGUGUUAUUCACAUGCUCUGCUGUGCUGUGAAUGGGGAGUGGGUUGUACAUUCAGGCUCACGACAAACGGGGAUCCUUAUAGCUGAGAGAAUUAAAGAAAUCAUUGAAAAAGUAAAACAUCCUGGAGACUGUUCAGUGAUAGUAGUGGCCGCACCUAUGACAUCCAUAGAUCAGACAUCUUACAAAAGAAUCCGAAGUAAUCAGAUUAAGUCACAUUGACAACACUGUUAUUAAUAACAGCAGCACCAGAAAGCCUAAUGUUUUUCUUUUUCUUUUGACUGACACUGCAUCGUCCAAUCUAAUUCUCAGAACCCUUCCAUGAGGUCCUGUGAUGAGCCAGGUAUGACAGAAGUACAGGGUUAUCAGAGUGAGGUUAAUUAACGGGCCCGAGGUUACACAGCUGGUAAUUGUAUUACUGGAAGAUGAGCCCUGCAGUGUGACCCCUCCCCACACUUCACUGUGAAUACUCUUAUUAUUUAACAACCUCUACUGCCCUAGGUUCUGAUGGAGUGAUGCUCAGGCGGCAUCAGUGUUCAUGUCAGGAUUGCAUUUUCACAUAUUAACGAGGAGACAAGGGCAAGCCAUCUUGCUGGUAAGCCCGAUCACGGCGAAUUCGGCUCUCCACGUGGUCCUCAGGCAUCGUUACACCUUUUAAGCUAAUGGGAGGAAUGAGCAAUGGCUUGGAGGUUAUUCUCACCUGCUCUGCUCACCUGCGAUCCGCCAGUAUUCAUAUUGCUGUCUUCCUUGAGGACUCAGAAGACAUGCGAUCACAUGACUUCCAGAGGUAUUCAGUGUUCCUUCUGCUCUAGAACUUGGAAGCAUCUCAUCGAUUCACGAUGGCCACAGUGCAUUUCCCACAGCCCAUUCAUUAUCUGUUUGGGCCUUGCUGCCAGAGGAGUGAAGGGCAGCUUCUAAAACCACACUCCCCAGGGCUGUGAGAAAUCACUGCAGAACUUCUUCUAACUAAGUCAGUUCAUGGAAAAUGGGUCAACAGCAGACCAGUGGCUUCUCCUUCAUCACAUCUCCACUCUCAAAGGGUACGUGUGUCCCUCCCUGGGUGGCCUACGGUGGCGUAGAAUAUUAACAUCUGAAUAUUCCAAUAUUCGGGAAAAUAUUGAACUCUGCCCUUGUCUCUUCAGUGCCCUGGGGUAUGUCACCAUGCCACAGCACCAGUUCCUGUGGCCCAGGCUGGCCUUAGUCCUGGCAUCUGGAGUAGCUGUGGUUGGCAAGCACACUGCUCUCAGUGUUGGCCCUCUCUUAAACCGUUAACUCUGCAGCUGUGAACACAGAGGAGAGGGAAGAGGGUUGGUCAUCACUGCACUGGACAGAAUGCUUCCUCACAGAUUUAAGGGAAAGAUUAAAACUUUAGAAAGGGCUGGAUCCAGCAAUGCAUUUCUGGGUUUGUUCAUGUCUGUCCCAGGCAGAGUAUCUGCAUUAGGAGACCCCCAAGAAGGGGCUGGGGGGAGGUCUUAUCUGUUAAAGUAAGUGCAUAACACGAGAACCUGAAUUAGAUCUCAGCAUGUAUAUGCAGCACACACCUGUCACCUUAGUGCUAGGGAGGCAUAGGCAGAAAAUCCUGGGGCUUGCUAGCCAGUCAGGUGAGUCUACUUGAGGAGCUUCAGGCUGAGUGAGAGACCUUGUUUCAAAAAAUAAAGUGGAAAUCAAUCAAGGAAGACACUUUAGGUCAGCCUUUUGCCUCCACAGGCUCAUUCACAUGCACAAUGCGCACAGGGUUCAUCUAUGUAUGCAUGCACCCAAACACACAACACACACACACACACACACACACACACACACACACACACACACACAAGAUCCAAGAGACGAGAGAAAAUGUAACUUUUCUAUAUGAAUCUUAAAAUAGAUAUUCAUUGCUCAGGCUGAAAUUAGAUGUGAGCCUUUCAGCAUGAUGGAGCACAGUGAUCAAGGGUUGUGAAGGAGAGGGACCAUCAGUUUGUACUAAGAGUUAACAAAAGACAACUCAAAUCAAUGGUUCCACUGGGGAAAGAAAAAGUAGGAGAGGUAAUGUGGGUUGGGGAGGUGUUGAAGGAGUCCCACCAAGCAUAAUAGUAAUGGAUGAUAGUGACAACAGCAACUGACAUUUGCAAACCUCCUGCCAACUGCCGGUCACUGCACUGGUGUGUCUGACCUCACCACUGCUCUGUGAGCAAGAGUUAGCUCUUUUUAAAAGACUAGAAAAUACAGUCUGUGGGUGUUAUGAGACUAGGUCCAGCACUCUCAUAUCCAGACUUUGAGAUAUUGGAGUUUGGCUUGCAUCUCUGUUCCCCAAGUUCCAUGUCCUCAGAGCAGAAUGCGGUGGAUUGGGAUGUAAACUGGCAAUGGGAUAUGUCAAUCAUCCAUCCAUCCAUCCAUCCAUCCAUCCAUCCAUCUAUCCAUCUGUCUAUCCCAGAAAUACUUAUUCCAUGAUAACCAAGGAGUAGCAAUAGACAGAGCCACGGAGGGGUGGGGGUGGGAGGGAGUGGCUUUGGGUCUCAGGGAGUGGCGAUGCUAGUGGAUAUGGCAGGCACCUCUAUUUGGGGUGCUUCCAGAUAAAUAAGGUUAGACCCCAUAGUGAAUUGCACAGAAGUAAGUUCCCAGCCACAGAGCAUUGUAUCCCUUUUUUUGCAGCAGGUUUAUCUUUAAUGGAAAUUGCAUCCCUGUCAGUCUCGAGUAGAUUGGUAGAUCCUGCCAUUGCUUCUCAUCACUUAGAUUUUCUUCCCCAGGUCACAUAUCCUGGGACCCCAGUAGCUUGGUUACUAGUGACCCAAAGUCAUUUGCCUUUAAGCAUAAACUGCUACAACAUGACACUUUAGAAAUAUACAGCGCAUUCAUUCACAGAGUGACUAUUCUAUGUCAAGGAGCAGUUUAUCUAAAUGAGAGGAAUUAGAGGCCAGUGGUCAAGCCCUCUGACCAUCCUUUUUCUCCUUGAUAAAUUCAGGUGCUGAGAAUGCAGGAUAGUUCUGACUGAAACAGCCAUGUGUUGGUUGAGAGGGAUCCACGUUGACAUGACCUCUGUAUACAGCAUGUCCUAUGGAGAGCUACCUGGCAAGCUGCACACCUCCUUGGCUGCCAACUUACAUUCCUUGUGCAUCAAUAAGCGUGGAUUAAGCUAAGCCUGAACUUUUCCCGACAACUUUUUCAGGGAGAAGUGAAGCUUCAAUGGGGACAGCAUUAUUUGCUGUUCCAACUCGGAGCUCUCAGAAGCCCUGAGUUUUAUCUAUUCUUGUUUUUACCUGGUUUUCAGAACAGCUAAAAACAACAGCAGUUCAGGAAAGCAGGGCUACCAAGAGCCUGCUAGCAUCUCGGACCCCAGUGAAGCUAUCUGGUGGGCAGAGCUGUACCUGGGGCAGUGUCUGUGGGAGAGUCACCCUGCAGUUUUACUGUUUUCAGAAAGGGGCUAGAUAAGCAACCAUGGUCUCUAGCCUAUUAGAAGGAAGGAUAAAGGAGAAGAUGCAUAUUUUAUAUGCUGCCAGACUAUUCAUCCCAGGAUUGGUCUUGACCAAGAAGAAUAGCAGCCAGCCCCAGGGAGCCUUGGGAAGUCCUGGGGAACAUGUAUGUGAUAAAGAAAGGAGCUGACUCUCAUUGAUUAGGUGAACCCUUGGCCAGAACUGAGCUCUGUUUUUUGUUUGUUUGUUUAUUUAUUUUUUAUUUUACUUUGAUGCAGAGAGAGAGAGAGAGAGAGAGAGAGAGAGAGAGAGAGAGAGAGAGAAGUAUGUAUUGCUCUUUAAAAAUGACCUAUGAGUUUGCAAAAUGAUUCCACAGCUAACAGUUAUUGAGUGUGGUACUGCACCAAGAGUUGUACUAAAGGCAUCACGUAUGGUGUUCCCACCCUGCCUGCUGAGCCUGUAAGGAAAGUGCCACUGGCCCUAUUUUUAGAUUAGGAAACAGGUUUAGAGCACUGCCCAAAGCUGCAGCAACAGAGCCAGCAUUUCAGCCAUGGUACUUUCCACUCCAAAGAUAAUGUCCCUUCCUCCACAGAGUACUGCUAACCCCAAAAUCCAACAUACAUGAAAUAGCUCCCUGACGGAUUAAGUCUUUGUUUGCAGACCACUAAAUUCUCCAUAAAAGGUGCAGAAUCUUCGCAUAUGAAUUACUUACCCUCAAUCAGGUUUUUUCUAAGGGAAGCCAGUGAGAACAUAGACUUCACAUAUACAAACAAAAUUGCUUAUACGUUAUAUAAAUUAUACAUAUAUUUAUACUACAUAUAAAUUAUAUACAUAAAAUCACACAUAGGUUACUCCUUGAAAUCUUUAUGUAUCUUAUCUCUAUGGCUUUUUAAAAAUCUCAGCAAGGCAUCUUCUGGUGUUAAAGAAGGUAGACUUAAAGAUAUACAAGAGGAGGCUCAUUUCAACUUAACUUGUACAUACCAUAGACCAUGCAAAACACCCAAUUAUAUGAGCAAACUCAACAGAGACCCUUUCCUUGAUGGGAACAAACACUUGUGUAGAGAGAGGGAAGCCUUGCACCUGUUUACCUGAGGAGAAGGUGCGGCUACCCUGCAUCAUGCACAUCAUUUGAAGUUACUUGAGAGGAUCUCCUAGAUGCAGACAUGGCGUCAAAGGCUUCUAAGCCUUUUCAAUGAAUCAGCAGUGUCCACUUUCCUUCCCUGCUUUUUCUUCAUCGUAGGCCUUGUGUUCCAAAAGCCCUGGGCCAUCCUCUUCUCUUCCUCAAUGCCUGUGUUCCACUGCAGGGAGGCAGACACUAUGAGAUAGCGAUUGUCUAAGAACGGAUUGUGGUUCUCAGCAAUUGAUUUGUUUUUGUUUUGUUUUGAAUUUUGAUUCUAUGAGUAUGAUUGUUUUGCUUGGAUCUAUGUGCAUCAUGUAGGUACCUGGUAAACCAGGAGGUCAGAAGAAGAGGUCAGAUGCCCUGGAACUGGAGUUACAGAUGGUUAUACCUUUGGUCCCCUUUAUAAACAGUCAAUGAUCUUAACCGCUAAGUUAUCUCCCUAGAUUUUCUAGAACUUGGUUUUGUUUUGUUUUUGUUGUUGUUGUCUUUGUGGGGUUUUUUGGGGAUGGGUAAAGUUUUAUUGGGACAGAGCCACACCUGUAUAGUAUGGGGCAGCCUCGGAAGGCAGAAGAGAGUAGCUCCUUCAGAGUAGCCUAAAAUUCUUACUAUCUGGCCUUGGAUGGAAAACAAUUUCUUUUUCCAGUCUAGGGGAAAGAGCCCUUGAAUGGUAUGUUAAACUGGAAACCUCUUCAAAUGGUAUGGUAUAAGAGACCUACAUGAAACCUAUGAACCAGGAGGAGACAUUACACGGUUACACAGUCAUGGGUGCUAUUGUAGGGAGAGAGGAAGAGCUUACUGGGGGUGGGGCACUGGGAAAAGAGUGUCUUUUAAAUUCCUGUGUUUGGCCCAGCACAGAGAGCAGUAAAAAAUAUUAACAACUGCAAGGUACAAGGCAGCUCUGUCCUCUCCCCUGCAGAAUGCUCCUCAGUCCCCCUCAACCCCCUCCAGGGUGCUUCUGGGGAGGCCACAGAUAGGCUGCAGCUCCUGCCAACAGAGCAGCCUUGUAAACUUUCCCCCCACUUCCUUCUUGUGCCUGUGGUGAUAAACAUAUGCUUUGAAGCAUGAGAUUUGAUUAUCCUGUCUUAGUGCUUAUAAAUACAAAUGUGAUUAAUGGUCAUAAAACACAGGUUGACAGUAGAAGACUAAUUCUCAGCAGGGCGGCCCUGUGUGCUGCUCUGAGAAGCCAUUGCUUCUCAUUGAGGCCUUGUUUAUAGGGAGAACAGGGCCUCUUCCCUCCCUGUCCUCACCACCAACCCGUCCCAGCUUCCCCUCGGAGGCCCUUCCUCCUUGAUAAUUAAAACCAGUGCAUUGUCUCCUGGAGAAUUACCUGAGGUAAGUACUCCAACUCUUGGUCAUGCCGUUAAUAGUCCAGGAUUUUGUAGCAAGGCACUUGGCUCUCUUCUCUAUUCCCCACUUGGGCCUGGCGAGUGGCCUGCGCGUGUUCGGCGAACAGCGCAGCCUAAAUCUGGACAAUUUGUAUUUUAGUAGUGAUGGGGAUAUUCACUCUCUUCUCUCUGUCAUUUUGCAUUAAGGACCUGCCACUAAUAAAACUAAUUAAUAACUGCUGGCUCGCGUGGAUUCCUUGGACUUCUGAGAGCUGGCAGGCUGCCACCAGUACUUUUGAAAGAAGUGCUUCAUCUUUGUCACAGACAGGAUGGAUAUUUUCCCCACACUUCUAAUUGGACAAAGUGCCUUUCAAACUCGCUGGCAUUUCUGAGAGCACAUAAGGAAUCUAAGUGCUCUCCCGAUGCCGCCGCCUCUCGGCUGCUUCCCAGCCCCGGGGUCGAGCCCCAGAGACACCGCCACAGAAGUGUCUGAAUGUUCUCUUUAUUAGUGAUAGGACCUCUCCUCUGACCUCUGACCCCACAAGGCAGAAGCUUUAGGGACAAACAGGGUGAAGGACUCACACAGUUUCUAUCUCUGGGGAGCUGCUGGGCGUGGUGUUUCACGGGAAAAAUCAGUGACGUUUCCAGAACGUUCCUGAACCAUUUCUUAAUCAGAAUCUGCAGGGGCCAGACAGCGUGUGUGGAUUUUUCCAGAAAGUUUUCAUUGGCAUCCAUUAAUUAUACAUAAUAACAUGUUUCAUUUUGAAAUUUUUAUAUAUGACCAUGAUAUAUUGUGAUCACAUCUACCCUCGCCAUUACCCUCUCGUUUCUUCUUCCCACUCUUACUGAUCUCAUCCUUCUUCUCAGUUAGUCCCUUUUCUACUUUAUGUCCCUCCUUUGUUGGUGACCCAAUGUGUUUACCUGGGGUUGCUUUCACAGGAGCACGGGCGAGGGGUUAUUUACAGAAGAAUGGGCAAAUUGGCAAUAGCUAUACCACUAAGAACAUGUCUCCUCCGUGUCUGGACUUAGGACAAGCUGCUCAGCUGCCUCCAAGGCUUACUAGAGUCUGAGUCCAGGAGGAUGGUCCCAGAGUCCUCAUCCUUUGGAACAGACUGUUCUUCAGUCAUGAGAUGACAUCUUUUAAGAUGACCUCUCCAUGCAGGGUCUGGGCUUGGCAGCACAAGCCAAGAGAAGCUGGCAAUCUAAUCAAACCCUGGACACAUAUAGGAGAUAACUUAAACUAUGAGUUACAUAAUUGAGUUUAACAGAGGAAGUGUGUUCAGCAGGCUGUUCAGAGAUGGGCAUUUCUCCAGCUUCUAGGAGGGGCCAUUGAGGUUGGCCCUUUAUAUUAAGUACUAAAUUAUGCAAUGAGGUUUCUGAGCAGUGAAGGCUAAGCAGUGUGGCCUUAGAGCUGGGCAUUGCAGAACUUUUAGGAACGUAUGAAGAAUGAGAUGGUUCAGGGAAGAGAUCAGAGAGAAGAGAGUGACUCCGGAUCACACCUCCUAGGGAUGCACUAACCCUGUUGAAGAACACAUACUACUGAUCCUGAGCUUGCAGACCGAGUGGGCUCAAGAUAGCAAGACCUCCAAGGGUCUUGUCCUAACCCAUGCAGGAGCAGACAAAGGCUGAAACUUCAACCUCCACCAAAAGGGAUGGGAGGUAGUUUAAGGUGAUUUCAGUGACUGAUCAAUAGCACUGUCAAUAACUGAACAAUAACAGGAAGUUUUUAUCUGAGUGUGAGCCAGGGAAGGGAGCCAUCAGUGAUUGGCAAAUCCCAAGUUUCCAGGGUGGGGUACCAGUGAGAGAGUGAUGUCACUAGUAUAGUUCAGGAUCCGUCAUCAGGCUUUUUGUCAAUGUCAGGUGCCAUCAAGAGCAUUCAUGAAGAUGAAAGCGGGCAGAGAAGCUGAGAGAGAGCUCUGAAGAUGUCUCUGCUCGACUUCUUUAUACUAGAGUAAGCCAGAGCUACUGGGAUCCAGCCGGCCUGGUUGCCUCAAUCCAUUCCUUGCCCAUCUUUUCAGCAUUAACAUCAAAGAGAGGGGAGAGAGGGGAUAAAAAGGUCUGGAGGCUAAGAGCCAUCCAGUUUGCUGCAGAGGCUCAGAGAAACCAGAGGGUCAGCAGAUAAUGACUUCAUGCUUCCUCAAGAUGUCGAGGGGACCAGGGUAUCAUAGAACAGGACAUUGUUAGUUGGAAGGAGAUUAAUACUUGUUUAAGGGGGGCAUGGCAAUUUCUGGGGGAGACUUUCUGAGGUGGUAAUGUGGUACAUGAAGUCUGGGUGGAUGGUUGGGCACAUUUCUAUCCUCAGAAGGAAGUGGAGGGCAGGCUAUGACAGAGUACAGAUUUUCUUCUUAGUCUGAAAGGGCUGUGUGUUUGUUGGAUGCUGUGAGCAGGGAGAACUGUGGGUGCAAACACAGCUCGUGUGUUUUAACUUAAGGAAGGAGGAAACAGCGCAGUUUCUGGAGCACAGCAGAAUGCAGGUAGCAGGUGCGCUGCUAAUUCCAACUGUUCCGAGGUGCGCUUGUGACUUCCAUGACUGGUGGAGCUGGGCCUCGCCAGAGAUGGUUCCCAAAGGGUUCUACCCCACAUAAGAGGGAGAUCAUUGUUUCAGGACAAUUAUAUGUGAGCAGGGGAGCCCUCUCUGUCUCUGGGUGUUACUAAGAUAGGCAAGACUUGACAAAACAUCUAUAUCUGACCAAGUGGUGGGGAGGAAAGGCAUAGGAGGGGGGGCCCGAGGCUAUUGGAUAUUGGAUUUAAUUAAUUUUGGAAGUCAGGAGAGAGAGAGAGAGAGAGAGAGAGAGAGAGAGAGAGAGAGAGAGAGAGAGAGAGAGAGGUAAAUACAUGUUAUACGUGUGCACACACGUGUAGACACAUAUUCAUGUGUGUGCAAUUAUGAGUGCAGAGGCCAGAGGUCAACAUUUGGUGCCUUUCUCAUUCAUUCUCCAUUAUAGAUUUUUGAAAAAGUGUUGCUCACUGAACACAGAGCUUGUCAACAUGUCUAGGCUAAGUUGACCAGAUAGCUCCAGGGAUUGUUGUAUCCUGACAUUCAGAGUGUUGAGGAUUACAGGUGUGUACUGCCACACACACACUCACACCCACACACACACACACACACACACAUUCAUAUAUCUAUGUGUACAAAUACACAUAUACAUGUAUAUACAUAUGCAGAGAAAGCUCCAACUUGGGUCCUCAGGCUUGUAUAGCAUAUCCAAUACCAAUUAAGUAAUCUCCCCAAGACCUUUGGGGAAAUAUUUAUUGAGCAUUUACUUUGUGGGGGAAAGGGGACUGGGGGCUGUUCUUAGUGAUAAAACAUCUCCAUGUUCCGUGCUACAAGAAGAUCUUGUAGAGCAUCAAGAUAACGAGAAGAAAGAGCUGUGGAAACUGCUUUUGACUGAAGGUGCCUAAGGGCAGGCUAAGCAGGGGAAGGACCUUUAGGUAUCUCCUGCUAGUCUCCAAACCUCUUCUGGUGUUCUUUAUUAAAAUGAAACCAGUUUAGACAAGCAGAGUUUGUCAUACAGGACUACGAGGUGUCCCCCAUUACCACAGGUACAGAAAUAAAAAAAAAAUUAGUGCUGACCCAAACUACCACAUGCAUUACAGAGCUACUUCAGCUUUCUCUCACCUCCCAAUCACAGCCCUUUGCUGUUCCAGCACUCAGUCCAUGAUUCCAUGUUGCUUUCAGCUCACUUGCUCCAUCACCUCCAAGCUACAACUGUUCCCGGACGUGCCUUGUUUUUAUAGUCUGGGCCAGGUACUUAAGAGAAGCUAUUUAUCUUGUCCUGGUUAAUGGAGGGAGGCUGUGGAUUUAAACAACAAACAAACAAACAUGCCCUCCCUAACUCAUGUCACAUCUAGUCAAUGUCUUGGUUAAUCCACUCGCCUGUUUCUGCAUCAUGAAACUAGAGCACCUAUUUAAUAAGUAUCUGUGAGACUCAUCCACUAUGAAAUCACUGUUUUAUCCUUGGUGGUCAGACAACCCUUCAAGGAAAACUCACUCCUCUAAGCUUGCAUAUGGCCCCCUUGCCCUGGCUCACCUUGACCCACUCUUUCCCUGAGCAGCCUCUGGGAAACCCCACUGAAGGGAGGAAGGAUGGCCUGAAGAUGGCCUCAUCUUGGAACUUGAGCUGUGUGGCCUUGGGCCAGGGACCAAGUUCUUUGGGCCUCAGUAUCCUUAAUGUGGCCAAGGCCAUAUUAGUCAGCAUCCUUCACCUCUAAUGUUCUGGGUUCUGUGGUGAGUUUUUCCCUAGGCUAAGACUGUAACCCUUACAAGGGAAAGUGAAUUAUAAUAGUAUAAAGAGAACAGAUAUAAAGCGGUGUCUGAGUGUUACAUGACCUUGGAGUCUUUGAUAAUUGAGAUAUCUGAUAAGGGAGGUUUGAAUCAAUUUGAUGAAUGAGAAAUAAAUUGGUGUUUUCAGUGUCUGACAGAAGGAUCUCAUUUAAUUAGAUUAGAAUGGUGUCGGGCCGGAUGCGCUCUUUAUGCUUGGAGACCUUUCCCCUCUGAAGCUGUUCAUGAGAUCAGAUUGCCUUUAGCUGUCCAAUCUCAGACAUCCCCUCUAGCCUCCUGGUUUUUCUCCUCUUUUGGAGUGUGCACACGUCUCAGCCAUGCUAGAUUCUGGGCAAUACCUCAGUUCUUACCAUAUGGCCAGGACAAACAUGGAAAUGGCUUAGUUUAUACCCAUGCCUUUGCCAAAACUAAUCCUAGGCCUGCAGAAUUCUUCUGCUUUGCUAAUGAAAACACAUGUUUUUUUUUCAAGUGGACAUAUGUCUUUUAAAAGAUGGCCAUCAUGAGUCUCCCUUUCUUGACAUUCUGGGUUGUCAUUUUGACACCAUUCUCUGACCCUUUUCUGGUGACCAACUCUUAAAUAUAAUGUGUGUGUGUGUGUGUGUGUGUGUGUGUGUGCGUGUGUGCACUUUAUUAUACCUUUUGCCCCUGAGUGUUUUCCAUUAUGUAACUUUCUUUGUCACUAUCAUGUGCAGUUUGCAAUCUUUCAAAGAUGAUAGGAACUAAGGACCAAGGGUGGGGAUUUGGGGAUGUAUGGAGUUCAAAGCUUAAAGUGCUUUCAGUUCAAGGCUGAUGACCUGGGUUUAGUCCCCAGAGCUGGUAAGAAAAAUUCAAGUGCUGUGGAGAGCAUCUGUAAUCUCAGCACUCCUGUGAUCAAAGGAGAGGUAGAAACAAGAGGACAGCCUGUUGAUGCUCACGGCCCUACUAGCCUGCAGUCCGUAGCACAGCAGCAGAGGCAAGGGAGACCCUGCCUUAGCAAGGGAGAAGGUGAGGACCUACUUCAGAAAGUUGUCCUCUGGCUCCACAUGUGAUACACACACACACACACACACACACACACACACUCACUCACUCACAUCAUUGAUAAUAAAUAAAAAGUAAACAAAUAAAUCACAAAUGAUACAAGAUAAAUGUUUUUCCAAGAGAUGCUUUAGGAAAGGGCUCUCUAAGUAUUUCCCUUCCUUUUCAGGCAUGGUAAGACUACCGGAUACCCAAGGACUGGCUGCUGGGACUGCAUGCAAUGUCACCACCACUUUGCUGCUCCAUUGUUCUGUACUUAAUUUUUAUUUCUCCUGUGUGUAUGUGUGUGUGUGUGUGUGUGUGUGUGUGUGCUGUAUAAUUGGCUAGCUUGUGUGCAUUUUAAAAGUGUUUAUGCUGUUAUGGUGUUUUGAUAGUAUGCUAGGUACUAAGUAAUGUGCUAGGUACUGAAUUAGUGUACUAGGUGCUGAGAUAGUGUGGUAGGUACUGAGGUGGUGUGCUAGGUACUGAGAUAGUAUGCUAUGUACUGACUCAGAAGGAUGGUGCAGUUAAUUCUAAUUGUCAAAUUGAUGAGAUUUACAGAAGCAGGUAUCUAAGCAUGUCUAGAAAUUAUAAAGAGUAGUGAGUGAGGAGACUCAUUCUACAUGUGGGUGACACCAUUCUGUGGACUGUGGUCUUAGACUGAACAAAAUGGACAAAGCACUCUAAGCUCAAGUAGCCAUUGCUCUCCAUUCCAAAUCCAGUGUGGCUCGCCCCCUCCAGCUCCUGCUGCCAUACCUUUCCAGGACUGUGCGUCCCAGAACUGUAAACCCAAGUAGACUCCCCUUUCUUUAAGUUGCCUGUCUCAGGUAUUUUAUCCCUGCAAUGACACAAGUAACUAAUACGGAUGGGAAAGGCACAGCCCCUGCUCUCAAGGCACUCCUAGAAGGAAGAUGCCAUCAGGACGUGCAGUGAGCUGUCUCAGACCCGUGUGUGGAGGACAGAGGUGAAACAGGGCUGAGACAAACAUGGGGAUUUUAACUUCCUCUGGAGGAGAAGAACUCAAGGACGUGUUCUGGAGGAGCUGUCUAUACACAGUGUACUUUGAAAGGUG
This is a messenger RNA of Mus musculus (house mouse), 38629 nucleotides long. RefSeq names its product RAR-related orphan receptor alpha (gene Rora). Gene Ontology annotation, cellular component: nucleus; nucleolus. Bases 407 to 670 code for a protein of 87 amino acids. Gene Ontology annotation, biological process: regulation of DNA-templated transcription; regulation of gene expression; negative regulation of inflammatory response. NCBI's taxonomy places the organism in Eukaryota, Metazoa, Chordata, Mammalia, Rodentia, Muridae. The transcript has 3 exons. The record is from RefSeq and is a predicted model, not a curated record. Gene Ontology annotation, molecular function: DNA-binding transcription factor activity; RNA polymerase II cis-regulatory region sequence-specific DNA binding; transcription coactivator binding.